CAGCGGCGGGGACCGGCACGCUGACCCCGCGGGAGGGCGGCGGCAGCAGGAGCAGGUGGUGGGCCGGGAGGAGCGGCGGCGGCUUCUGUCUUCCGUCCCGGAUCGCCUUCCUGCCAGCGCCAUGCCCCCCGCCCACCCGCACCUGGCGGCGCUGAGCGUCUUCCAAUGGGUGCUCACCUUCCUCUUCUUCGGCCUCUUCUUCACCAGUCUCCUGAUCGGCCUGCUCUUCACUUCCUACUGGUCGGUCACCGUCCUCUACUGCCUUUGGUGGCUCUUGGACUGGGAGACCCCCGAGCGAGGUGGCCGCCGCAGCGACUGGAUGAGGAGGUGGCGGGUCUGGGAGCUCCACCGGGACUAUUUCCCCAUCAAGCUGGUGAAGACGGCUGAGCUGCCCCCCACUCGGAACUACGUCCUGGGCUCCCACCCCCAUGGCAUCAUCUGCGCAGGGGCCUUCUCCGCCUUCUGUACAGAGGCCACCGGCUUCUCUCGCACCUUCCCGGGCCUGCGGUCCCACCUCUGCCUCCUCAGCGGCCUCUUCCACAUGCCCGUCUACCGCGAGUACAUGAUGAGCUCAGGCAUGGUGCCGGUCAGCAAGCGCUCCCUGGACUUCCUGCUGCGGGGGGGCCCAGGCAACGCCCUGGUCAUCGUGGUGGGCGGCGCGUCCGAGUCGCUGGACUGCGCGCCCGGGGAGCACCGGCUCCUGCUUCAGAAGAGGCGCGGCUUCGUGCGCCUGGCGCUGCAACACGGGGCGGCCCUGGUGCCGACGUACUCCUUCGGCGAGACCGACAUCUUCCGGCAGCUGCGCUUCGCCGAGGACAGCUGGGCGCGGCGCCUCCAGCGGGCCUUCAAGGAGCGCGCCGGCUUCGCGCCCUGCCUCUUCUCCGGGCGGGGCCUCCUCUGCGGCGGCACCGCCUCCUCCUCUUCUUCGUGGGGGAUCCUGCCCUUCGCCGCCCCCAUCACCGUCGUGGUGGGGCAGCCCAUCCCGGUGCCACGCCGCCCGUCGCCCGCCCAGGAGGAGGUGGACCAUUACCACGCGCUCUACGUGGCCGCUCUGCGCGCCCUUUUCGAGGCCCACAAGGGACACUGCGGCCUGCCCCCCUCGGCCCAGCUCGUCAUCUCCUAGCCCGCCCAACCCCCCAAUAAAGCCGCCUGUGUCUUGCCCGCCACAUG
This is a messenger RNA of Heteronotia binoei (common prickly gecko), 1170 nucleotides long. It is a transcript of the gene MOGAT3, whose product is annotated as monoacylglycerol O-acyltransferase 3. Gene Ontology annotation, biological process: triglyceride biosynthetic process. Lineage: Eukaryota; Metazoa; Chordata; Lepidosauria; Squamata; Gekkonidae. Gene Ontology annotation, molecular function: diacylglycerol O-acyltransferase activity. Bases 122 to 1123 code for a protein of 333 amino acids. The transcript is spliced from 7 exons. Gene Ontology annotation, cellular component: endoplasmic reticulum membrane. The record is from RefSeq and is a predicted model, not a curated record.